Molecule: messenger RNA, 1585 nt
Organism: Gossypium raimondii (Peruvian cotton)
Lineage: Eukaryota; Viridiplantae; Streptophyta; Magnoliopsida; Malvales; Malvaceae
Product: bifunctional L-3-cyanoalanine synthase/cysteine synthase 1, mitochondrial
Exons: 10
Coding region: 287-1402 (371 amino acids)
Cellular component (GO): cytoplasm
Molecular function (GO): cysteine synthase activity
Source: RefSeq, a predicted model, not a curated record
CUUCCAAACCAGAAUGUGAAAGUUAUUCAUUAAGGAGUCUUUGAAAAGACUGAAAAGACCUGAAAUGGUAAACAGGGCGCACCUCAUCAGUAUAACGAGCCGCAUCAGACUGUGUUUUACAGAAAUACAUCUGACGACGCAUUUUUGUCAAGUGAUGCGAAGGUUUCGGGUGCUAAAUUUGACAAAAAGUAGUAAAAAUGAUUUUAAGGUGAUAAUUGAAGGGAAGAAAUACCUCGCAGCUCAGUUCUGCAUUUAGUGUAGCAGAGUUUCUUCAAAACUUCCAUUAAUGGCUGCUCUAAGGAGCUUCCUUACGAAAAGAUGUUUAACAUACAACGAGCUGAUGAUGACAAGGAGGCUGGUGUCCACCGAACCCAUCAUUGAUUCUCCUUCUUUUGCUCAAAGACUCAGAGAUCUUCCCACGGAUCUUCUUGAUACUAAAAUUAAGAGGGAAGUUUACCAGUUAAUUGGAAGAACACCUCUUGUUUUUCUUAAUAAAGUAACUGAAGGCUGUGGUGCAUACAUAGCUGUGAAGCAGGAGAUGAUGAUGCCCACCGCUAGCAUUAAAGACAGACCAGCAUUCUCCAUGAUUACCGAUGCAGAAAAGAAAAACUUAAUUUCUCCCGGAAAGACAACUCUGAUAGAGCCGACAUCAGGUAACAUGGGGAUAAGUAUGGCAUUCAUGGCAGCUAUAAAAGGUUAUAAGAUGGUUCUAACUAUGCCUUCUUACACAAGCUUGGAGAGAAGAGUCACCAUGAGAGCAUUUGGAGCUGGUUUGGUUCUCACAGGUCCCACGAAAGGGAUGGAAGGAACUGUGAAGAAGGCUUAUGAACUUUUGGAGUCCACGCCGAAUGCUUUCAUGUUGCAACAAUUCUCAAAUCCUGCCAACACUCAGGCGCAUUUUGAAACAACAGGCCCUGAGAUAUGGGAAGAUACUCUUGGUAAAGUUGACAUCUUUGUAAUGGGAAUAGGGAGUGGUGGUACUGUUUCUGGUGUCGGACAGUACCUCAAAUCCCAAAAUCCUAAUGUUAAGAUAUAUGGAGUGGAGCCUGCUGAAAGUAAUGUACUGAAUGGUGGCAAACCAGGUCCUCAUCAUAUUACUGGUAAUGGAGUUGGGUUCAAGCCAGAUAUAUUAGACAUGGAUGUAAUGGAAAAAGUUCUCGAGGUCAGCAGUGAAGAUGCAGUAAAUAUGGCAAGGGAAUUGGCACUAAAAGAGGGGCUUCUGGUUGGAAUAUCAUCCGGGGCCAACGCUAUUGCAGCACUUAGACUUGCAAGAAUGCCUGAGAACAAAGGCAAAUUGAUUGUGACAGUUCUUCCAAGUUUUGGGGAGCGAUACUUGUCGUCAGUCCUGUUCCAAGAACUAAGGAAGGAAGCUGAAAACUUGCAACCGGUUGCAGUUGACUAAAUGCUUUUUCAGGGGACAUGUUAGGAAGCUCCCUUGGGAAAACAAAAGCUCUAUCUGUUAAUACCAAAUGUUUCAACUGAAACAUUGGCAUCUAUUCUUAUUAUGAAUCUGCUGUGAACCCAUUUGUUUCAGUUUCCAUGUUUAACUCUGUUUGAAAUGAAAUCAGUAAUAAUUGGAAGUGCA